Messenger RNA from Pocillopora damicornis (cauliflower coral), 1287 nucleotides. RefSeq lists its product as uncharacterized. Gene Ontology annotation, molecular function: calcium ion binding; Notch binding. Lineage: Eukaryota; Metazoa; Cnidaria; Anthozoa; Scleractinia; Pocilloporidae. Gene Ontology annotation, biological process: Notch signaling pathway. The record is from RefSeq and is a predicted model, not a curated record.
AUGGCUUUACAGGCCUUGGUGGGUCGUCCACCGGUCCUGUUUGAUUCCUGUGCCGCGAUUGCAGCUCUUAAAGAGGUAGUUCACUUAGCACAGAAGUAUGUGGAUGAGCGAUACUCGAGGUAUCAGAUAAUCCUCAGAAAGUGUCGCCCCCUGGUGGCAGACGCAUCCUUACAGAAUAUCCUGAUCAAAUUAGUGGCCUCGAAGGAGGAAGCUGAGAUUGCUAAGACACCUUGCAGCAGAGGACCCUGUCAAAACUAUGGCACUUGCGUACCGCAGUACGAGAAAAACAGUUAUGUGUGCGUUUGCAAAAUUGGAUUUGAGGGGAAAGACUGCGAAACAGUAAUCAAGCACUGCGAGAAAGACUCAUGUCUUAACGGUGGAACUUGCAUCGAUGGAGUCAUUAGCUUCGAGUGCCGAUGUCGACAGGGGUUUUCUGGAAAGCGAUGUGAACCAGGUAUGUUAAUCAAUUCUACAAUAUUGGUGGGCAACACAAACUUUCUCGGCAACCUGUCACAUUUUUUGUCGCCUGCUGUAGGAAAUAGUUCACAGUGGUUGCUGUGCCACCGCGCCUCCACGCACGGCUGGGCUGCAAGCACCUUCCACACCAGUUGCGACCAUAAACCAAACACCGUGACCAUCAUCAAAAAAGGCCAGUACGUGUUUGGAGGAUACACUGAUAUUACUUGGGAUUCUUCUGGUUCUUAUGGCAACACUCCCAAUGCGUUCAUAUUUUCUCUACGGAACAAAGAAGAACUGCAUCCAUUUAAGAGCAUGGUUUUACAGCCACAAAAUGCAAUUUACAGGCAUCAGGAGUAUGGUCCAACAUUUGGAAAUGGCUGGGACAUUUACAUUUCGGAUAAUUCUAACAGCAACAAUGAUUCACACACCUAUCUUAGCAACUACGAGACACCAAAAGGAGCAAAUAAGCCAGCCACAAUCUUGUCUGGUACACUAUUCUUUUCACCUGAUGACUGGGAGGUGUUUUAUCUUGGUUAAAAUACCUGUUCAUCAACAACCUUGCCAUUAAAAACUCUUUACUUAGCCUGUGAUUCACUAGAUAGUUUCAGAUAUCUGAUAGUUUUAGCAGUACAUAUUUACUAUCCUAGAGCAUCUACGUUGAUGGCUUCCAUUUAACUGCACUGAAAAGCUUAAGGUACUCCUUGUAGAUGAAAUCCAACAUGCGAAGGUAUGGAUUAAAAUAUACCUUAGAAAUUUGAUAAUAUAAAUAGGAAUGACAAUGAUAAUAAUUACAAUAACAAUAGUAAUUAUCACGAUAGUAAUAUUACU